AUGAGUGCUAAUCCGAUUGAUGAUGUCAAGGUCCGCAAGCUGUUUCGCAUGCUCGAAGACCCGUCACACCAAGAUGUAGCUCGCUGGGGGAAAGAUGGCGAUUCAUUUGUGGUUGUCGAGGGCGAAAAGUUUACGAGAUCCAUCCUACCGAAGCAUUUCAAGCACAGCAACAUGUCUAGUUUUAUUAGACAGCUCAACAAAUACGACUUUCACAAGGUCAAGCCAUCCGGCGAUGGCGACACAACCUCCCCGAACGGCAAUAUCUUGGAGUUCAAGCAUCCCUACUUCCGCGUCGACAGCAAAGACGAUUUGGAUAACAUCCGCCGAAAAGCGCCGGCCACGCGGAAACCUCAGGUCGCAGAGGACUUCACCACGAGCCAGCAUGUCAGCGUCAUAUCCGAGCAGCUGACGGCUACGCAGCAGCAGGUGCAGCAGCUCCAGGAGCUGUUUGCCGACGUUUCGCAGACCAACAGGCUCCUCGUCAACGAGGUUCUCACCCUGCAGAAGAUGCUCAAUGCACAGAAGCAGGCGCAGCACGAGAUGCUCAACUACCUCUCUCCUUACAACCACAACCGGAAUAAUGCGAUGAUGAGCCACUCGUUGAACUCGAACGGCAACAUGCCGACGGGGGAUGGAGACGAAGCUGUGCCGGAGCUCAGAAGGGCGCGAGAGCUGCUUUCCAGCGUCGCGGCCGACGCCGUAGCUGAUCGUGAGCUUGAGCGUCUGCAUGACAUUUACGAAUCCCCCGCAGACUCGGCAACCAUGGUGACCCCCGUAUCGAUGCCGAUGAUGCAUGACCCUAUGAAUGACAUUAGCCGGUACCCCGUUUAUCCUGUAGGACAGACUGUUGGCAUUGAUCCUUUCCAUUCGGAUCACAUCAACAAGAUUCCAUAUGCUAUACCCAACGAGGGCAGUGCCGGCCCCAUGGACCAACACCACCAGCAGCAACACACGCCGCAGCCCGGGUCAUCCAAUCAGAUGAACAACGUGCCCGGCCCGGCGGAGAAGCCCGUGUCGCUGUGGGGACCAAAGAAGCCUGUUGUGUUCCUGGUGGAAGACGAUCCCACGUGUGCCAAGAUUGGCAUCAAGUUUCUCAAAUCUAUGGGCUGCGAUGUUGAACAUGCCAAUAACGGCGCGGAAGCAUACAGCAGGAUCAGUACCGUUGGCCGUGACCACUUCGACCUGAUCUUCAUGGACAUCAUCAUGCCCCGGUUGGAUGGUGUAUCGGCAACCAUGUAUAUCCGCCAACACUGCCCGGCCACGCCCAUCAUCGCGAUGACGUCAAACAUUCGUCCGGACGAGGUGAAUGGAUAUUUCGAGCAUGGGAUGAACGGCGUGUUGGCCAAGCCAUUCACAAAGGAAGGCAUGCUCAAAUCUGUCAAGACAAACAUGCAACACCUGUUGAAGAACCCACCCAGCCAGUCGGACAACGGGCACGGGUCUGCGUUCAUCAUGAACGUUCCGUAUCUGAACACGACGGUCAACCCGAUCAAAUUCGAGUCGCCUACUCCGCCUGCGGGUGCCAGCGGGUCGAACUGGUCAUCCGGCCACAUGUCCCAGAACGGGGUCGACCAGAACUUUGGGCUCAUGGACGGAAGCAGCCAGUAUAACAUGUCGCAAAGUAGAGGCGCGUACUCGACGAUGGAUGCUUCCUCUGGCCGUAUAUCCGAUCAUGAUAGCCCACCGGAGAAGCGGCAGCGUCUGAAUAACUCGCAACGAAGCUAUGCUUAA
This is a messenger RNA of Trichoderma aggressivum f. europaeum, 1731 nucleotides long. RefSeq lists its product as uncharacterized. The record is from RefSeq and is a predicted model, not a curated record. Gene Ontology annotation, biological process: phosphorelay signal transduction system; regulation of DNA-templated transcription. The transcript has 6 exons. Gene Ontology annotation, molecular function: phosphorelay response regulator activity; DNA-binding transcription factor activity; sequence-specific DNA binding. The coding region runs from base 1 to 1731 and encodes 576 amino acids. NCBI's taxonomy places the organism in Eukaryota, Fungi, Ascomycota, Sordariomycetes, Hypocreales, Hypocreaceae.